AUGUCGUCCAGUGGUGUAAACCGGCCGACCAACGUCCAACUCAAGGAGAAGGACGUCAACCAGAAGCUGCAGCUUUAUGGAAUCUAUUCCGCAUUCUCCAAUGGCAAGGUUCCAUCGAACAAGCAAAUUGAUGUUGCGCUCAAUAGCGCUCUCGCCUCGAAGCCAUUGACGAGCCCUUCGAAAAAAUUGUCAGAAGAAGGACAGCACCUUGUUGCCGACCUUCGUGAGGUCAUUGAACAAGCAAAGUUUCUGCUUCUUACAAAGAAUGAAGGAAAUCUCCUCCAGGACUUCAUCUGGCAGACUCAGAAAAUUAAUGGCGGUGGCGCGCAAGUGCCCUCGGCGGACUUGGAUAGAGAUACCGCUCAGCAGCAUGGAAACCAGGCUUUGGACGGCCUCCGUACCCUGGGAACUUUGAUCAUUUCCAAUGGACAGUUUAGAAAACUCCUGAGUGAUGCAACUAUCCUUGCACGAGAUAUGGCGGGUGAUGCUGCUCAGAAAGCUGCCAACAAGGUGAAUCCUAACCAGGAGCAGCUAAAUCAGAUCGACCGCCCCGCUGAGGACAACACUUGGCAUGAAGUCCCGGACUUCUCCAAGCAGAACAUCAAGAACCAGAUCAAGAACCAGUAUGACACGCAAAAACCAUUUUCUCAGCAAGACGCCCAGAAUGCCCUUGGAGACGCCACCCAAGCUGCGCAUCCUGCCGGAACGCGCGAUCCUGCUCAAGCGGCGGAUCUGGCGGCCCAGGAUCAGCAAUACGGCACUUCGUCUGGCCUUGAUGCCGAGGCGGGCGCUCGGGCUGGAGCUCAAAACUUGAAAGAUCGUGCUUCUGAAAAUGUUCCUCAAGAAACUAAAGAUCGUCAAGCAAAGGCUGUGCACCGUACCAAGAAUUACUUGUCGGACAAGAUGCCACAGGAGCGCAGGGAGCAGACCAUUUGGCGCCUGAAGAAGAUGAUUGUUGAGAUCCAGGGCCAUCGUGACUAUCAGCAGGCUAUUGAAACUUUGUUGGAUCUCGCUGAGACUUAUACUGGUCAUGCGAAAGACCUGACGCAGCAGGGCGUUGGAACAGGUAAAGCUGCACACAAGGACAGUGCACUGCAGGCCGCUGAAGCCGACUUGCGAACUCUGCUCGAGCGCUUUGCCAAUAGCACAUCAGCUGACGAUUUAUUCGAUGCUAUCAAUAAUAUUUAUCGCGACUCCGAUAGGGAUCCUGAGCUCAAGAACUGGUUCAAACAAGUCGACAGCUAUAUCCGAAAGUGUUUGCAAGAGCAGGGAUUUGUCCUUGAAGAUGCUGCAAAUGAAGAAUGGAAUCGCCUCUACGACCGUGGAAACUUCCUUCUUCGAGAGCGCUAUCGGGACCACUUUGACCACCUUUUGGACGAAUUCAAGUUCUUGGGUGAUCAAUUCGAGGCCGACCCGCAGAACAAGGAAUUUGGCUUGGCAGUAAAGAAGCUCUUCACCGAUCUCGGCAAUGAUGAGAACGGCAAGCCAGUCUUCAAGAAGCAUCUGGUCAAGGACCUCAGCAGCGUUAUCAUUCCCGCCAUCUUUGAGAAUGUUCGCUAUGUGCCCAUUCCGCGAAUCGAAUACAGCGAUCCAACCAUGGAUGCGGUGAUUGAGAAUCUUGUCAUCGAAAGCGACAAUCUCAUGCCAAACGUGCUUGAAUUUGGCAGUGACAACUAUUUCAGGUGGGGUCGCAAGAAGAUUAGCAACAAGAAAUCGAACAAGGUUAUGCUUUCCGUAUCUGGCGUUCAGAUGGACCUCAGAGAUGUGAGCUAUUAUAUUAAGAAGAAGCAGGGCUUUCCAUCGCUCACCGAUAUUGGCGUUGCCGAUAUUUUCCUCGGCGGCCAGGGCUUGAGUUUUAAAGUCAAGCUUGCAACUGCCGAGAAAUCUGAUAAUCAGCAUUUCUUCAAGAUUGAGAAGGUGGAUGUUGACGUCAAGCACCUCAAUGUUAAGCUGAAGCAGUCUAAGCACAAGCUGCUCUUCAACGUGUUCAAGCCGUUGCUCUUCAGAGUGAUUCGACCCGCUCUGCAGAAGGUACUGGAAAAGCAGAUCAAGGACUCUGUCAAUCAGCUUGACGGACUUGCCUACGAAAUCCACCAGGAAGCUAAGGCGGCAGAGCGCGCCGCCAAGGAGGACCCAGAGAAUGCUCCAAACAUCUACUCGCGAUAUGCUGAAGCCGCCCAAAAGAAGGUGAUGCAAGGCAAGAAGAAGACGGAAUCGAUUGUUUCGGAGAGGAAAGUCAAUGUUGCCGUUACUCAGAAGGAUUCCAUCUUCCAGGACAUCAAAUUGCCCGGUGGAAUUUCGACCAAGGCGACCGAGUAUAAGGAGCUUGCCGCCAAGGGUGAGAAGUGGGAAUCCCCUGUUUUCAGCAUUGGAUCUGCCUCUGAGUCUUCCAACCUUCCCAAGGUAGAACGCAUCUCCCGCAAGCCGCAUCAAACAGCAACUGGAGGUAUCCGAGGUCCUCAGAAUUCGGGCCAGACCAACAGUAACUUUGCUGGUCAGAAUGGUACCGGGACGGGUUCGGGUGGAUACAGCGAUCCGGCCUUUGGAAACCAGAACUUUUUGAAGAUGGAAGUUAAUGGUGGCCCAAAUGCUGCGGACCGCAAUAAUACUUUCUUUGGUCGAGAGAACCCCGUCUACGCUGGGUCCUCUUAA
Molecule: messenger RNA, 2652 nt
Organism: Xylona heveae TC161
Lineage: Eukaryota; Fungi; Ascomycota; Xylonomycetes; Xylonales; Xylonaceae
Exons: 7
Coding region: 1-2652 (883 amino acids)
Molecular function (GO): lipid binding
Source: RefSeq, a predicted model, not a curated record